Melozone crissalis (California towhee) is the source of this 2929-nucleotide messenger RNA. It is a transcript of the gene MPHOSPH8, whose product is annotated as M-phase phosphoprotein 8. The coding region runs from base 1 to 2661 and encodes 886 amino acids. NCBI's taxonomy places the organism in Eukaryota, Metazoa, Chordata, Aves, Passeriformes, Passerellidae. The transcript is spliced from 13 exons. Gene Ontology annotation, cellular component: cytoplasm; nucleus. Gene Ontology annotation, molecular function: protein binding. The record is from RefSeq and is a predicted model, not a curated record.
AUGCCCGGAGGUGCCCGCGGCCAGGUCGGACGUGGCUGGGAGGCCGCCGUUCCCAUGGGAGCUGUCCCUGUCGCUAUCCCUGGGCGGAGCCGUCCCCAGCCGCGGCCGAGGCUGCACCGGGACGCUCCCUCAGGCCCCUCCCAAGCCCCGCCCAGCGGCGGCGGCGCGGAGGGCACGCGGCCCCGUGCGUCACGGGCUGCGCGCGCGGCCAUUGGCCGUGGCGGCCGCUGCCCCGCCCCCCGCGCCGGCCGCGGAUGUCGCAGCCGCUUUGCGCCCUUGUCGUUCGAAACUCGGCCCAAGAUGGCGGCGGCGGCGGCCGGGAGCGGGGCUGAGGCGGCGGCGGCGGCCAGGCUGGAGGGGGCGGAGGGAGAGGAGGAGACGGCGGCGGCCGCGGCGGCGGAGGAUGGGGAGGGCGGGGAGGAAGACGGCGGCAGGACGGGCAAAGCGGGCAAAGCGACGGGCUCUGCGGCAGCAGGCGGCGGGGAGGCUGGCGAGAGCGAGGAGGACGAGGAGGAGGGGGAGGACGUGUUCGAGGUGGAGAAGAUCCUGGACGUGAAGAACGAGGGGGGGAAAACUCUCUAUAAAGUGCGGUGGAAAGGAUACACCUCUGAUGAUGAUACGUGGGAACCAGAGGCUCACUUGGAAGACUGCAAAGAAGUGCUUCUUGAAUUCAGAAAAAAGAUUGUGGAUAACAAGCCUAAAUCUGUUAAAAAAGAAAUACAGAAACCACUUCUAAAUGAUGAUAUAUUUGAAGCAGAGUCUGACAGCGACUUGCAAAGUGAAACAAAAGAUGAUGAUGUUUCACCAAAGAAGAAAAAGAAGAAGUCAAAAGAGGGAGAGGAUAAAAGUUCAGAUGACCUGAAGAAGAAAAAAUCUAAGUCUCCAAAAGCCAAGGAAAAACCCAGAACAGAAUGUGAAAAUUCCUCAGAUACUUUGGUUUUAGAUUCAAAGCCAAAAAAAAGGACUUUAGAAACUAAGGAGGAUUCAAAGGACCCAAAGAAGCAAAGGAAAGAAGAUACUAAAGAAAUCAAGAAAAAGAAGGGAGAAGAUUUAAAAAUAAAAUCUAAAGAAGAUUCUAAAGAAAAUAAAAAAUCACAGAAGUAUGGAGAUGUUCAGUUGGACUCAGAAUCAAGUCCUGUGGAUGAUUCCGUUUCUCAAGUGACUUAUAAUGAAAAUUCAAACAUAAAUUCUGAAAAUAAAGAUGAGAAACAAAAGGUAAUAAGUGGAGAAGAGAGAUUGGAACACGAAAUUGAUGAAAAAGAUGGCAUUCCUGAUAAAUAUCUUGAUGGAUCAGCAAGUAAUGAAGAUGAUGGUAUUGAUACUAGGGCUAAAAGAAAGAAGAAGAAAAUUCAGAAAGCAGAAGACUGUAGAGAAGAAGAUGGAAAAGUAGAAAUUCAGGAUAGUCAUUUAGAGAAGAAGAGCAUGCACAAAAAGCAAACAGGUCAAGAAAAAGUACCAGGAGAGUUGGAGAUAGUGUCACCUGCUCCUUCACCAGUGCAGAAGGGUGUGAAAUUGAGCGCGGAUGAAAGGGUGUGCAGGCCUAUGGAUUCCCCUGGGGAGGAAAAAGAAGUAAAGAAAACUGAAAUUAAAGAAAAAUCUCAAAAAAAGGAGCCUGAAAAAGAAAAAACCAGAAAAGAACAGAAGGUCCUAAAAAAUGGCAAGCAGCAAGUUCUGAGUUUGGGUAUGGACAUGCAGUUAGAAUGGCUGACACUAGAAGAAUUCCAGAAGCAUCUGGAUGGAGAAGAUGAGAAUCAUGUAUCAACAGAACCAAUAUCAAGUGCUCUCCUCAGAGAUGCUGUUAAAAGUGGAGAUUACAUGACGGUGAAAAUGGCGCUUUCUUCAAAUGAGGAAUAUAAUUUGGAUCAAGAGGACCCAAGUGGAAUGACCCUGGUAAUGCUUGCUGCUGCUGGAGGGCACGAUGACCUUCUGCGGGUGCUGAUCAGGAAAGGAGCUAAAGUUAAUGGUAGACAGAAAAAUGGAACAACUGCAUUGAUACAUGCAGCUGAAAAGAAUUUUCUAACAACGGUAGCUAUUCUUCUGGAAGCUGGAGCAUAUGUGAACAUGCAGCAGAGCAGUGGUGAGACUGCCUUAAUGAAGGCUUGUAAAAGAGGGAAUUCUGAUAUAGUGCGGCUCAUGAUUGAAAGCGGAGCCGACUGCAACAUCUUGUCCAAGCACCAGAACAGCGCCAUGCAUUUUGCUAAACAGUGCAACAACGUACUGGUGUAUGAGCAGCUCAGGAGCCACUUGGAAACGCUCUCAAAAGUAGCAGAAGAUACCAUCAGGAAUUAUUUUGAAACUCGCCUUGCUUUGCUGGAGCCAGUGUUCCCAAUUGCGUGUCAUCGUCUCUGCGAAGGGCCAGACUUUUCUUUGGAUUUUAACUAUAAACCUCCACAGAAUGUGCCAGAAGGAUCUGGAAUUCUUCUCUUUGUUUUCCAUGCAAAUUUCUUUGGUAAAGACAUUGUUGCUCGGCUCUGCGGACCAUGCAGUGUACAAGCUGUGGUUUUAAACGACAAAUUCCAGCUCCCUGUAUUUUUGGACAGUCACUUUAUUUAUUCCUUCAGCCCUACUGCGGGCCUUAACAAGCUUUUCAUACGGUUGGCAGAAGCUCCUACUGCUAAGGUGAAGCUGCUCAUAGGAGCUUACAGAGUGCAGCUGCAGUGACCUCUGAGCAUGCCGUGAGUGGACUGACACUUGUUUGGAUAUACUUCUGAUUCCUCUGUUCAGAGACUGACAAAGCAGUUUGGAACUUUUUGGCACCACACUGAAGACUCAGUUCCCAGCUCGCCGCUCGUUGGCAGUCGCAGGAAGUGUCUGUUGGAGAGCAGUUGAAUACGCUGCACUGGUGGGACAGGGUUGUCAGCUUUUUUUACUUUGUACAGAUGUAGAUGUAAGUAUUUGUGCCAAUACAUACAACUCUGUUUUUCUUUAA